This is a messenger RNA of Rangifer tarandus platyrhynchus (Svalbard reindeer), 453 nucleotides long. Lineage: Eukaryota; Metazoa; Chordata; Mammalia; Artiodactyla; Cervidae. The record is from the annotation of a GenBank genome assembly.
AUGAAGGGCCGGCAGCGGAGGUGCAGGUGGGUUCAGCCCUGGACCCUGCUCUUGCUUCUCUUAGGUCCACGGCUCCUGGUGACUUAUGGCUGGCGUCCGCAAGGGUACGAGAAUAGUGAAAACAGAAAUACCUUGGAGCUUUACUUUCCUGCCGUCGUGGAGUAUGUCUUACACGUGUACAACCUGAGGAGCCUGGACAGGAAUGCUUACAAAGUGGUGCGUGUACUGCAGUCGUGGCAGGAGUUGAGAGAAAUAGGCCUGGUGUUCUCCAUGGAGCUGCAGUUCGCCCGAACCAGGUGCAGGAAAUUUGAUGAAGACAUCGACAACUGUCCUUUUCAAGCAACUCCAGACGUGAACAAUACCGUCACCUGCUUCUUCAUGGUCGACUGUGAACCCUGGGCGACCAAGUUCCAACUCCUGAACGACACCUGCUUGGGGGGCUCCGCCGAGUGA